Trypanosoma theileri is the source of this 1281-nucleotide messenger RNA. RefSeq lists its product as uncharacterized. NCBI's taxonomy places the organism in Eukaryota, Euglenozoa, Kinetoplastea, Trypanosomatida, Trypanosomatidae. The coding region runs from base 1 to 1281 and encodes 426 amino acids. The transcript has a single exon. The record is from RefSeq and is a predicted model, not a curated record.
AUGACAAUGACUGUAAUGGUGAGGUGUUACCUGCUCUGUUCACUAACUCUUGCACUGUGUUGUGCCUGUGGGUUAGUAUGGGCUGAUGGUCCUAAAGCUUCCAAUGCCCUUAUUAAACCUUCCACUGUUGGUGUUCCUUCUCUUGUUCGUCAUGCUAUUCCUGCAGAUGGAGGCUCGUGGGUUUCGUUUGAGGAGGAUGGUGGGGAUGCGCAUGAUUCUGAAACAUCUACUUGUGUUGAUAAUUCGGAUUCUCAUGGUUGUCGUAAAUCCAUUGCUACUCACGGAUCUGGUGACGAUGAGGACCUAAAACAGAAGAAAGAUGAAAGCAAAGAAGAAUUGAAAAAAGGUCAAGAAAUGGAACGGACGAACUCAGAUCUUGAGAGGACACAAGCAGAUCCGCAUGCCAAUCAACACAAGGGUGCAAACAACAGCAACCCAUUAAGUCUGCACGAGGGAAGGGGUUCUGAAGUUUCUCUUGAUUCUGAAGAGCUCUCUGCUGGUCAACCUCAGUUGCCAAGAAAAACAAAUCCAGAUGACCCUCUUCAUGGAGCUAUCGGUGGUAAAACAAAGGAACAAGUUGAACAUAUUGGUGCUCCUGAUGGUGGGAGUUCAGGUUCUAGUUCAUCCCGUUCCUCUUCUCAUCCUUCUCCUACUCCUUCUCAACCUGAACCUGCCGUCUCAACUACAUAUCAAGCACGUGAUAAGAAUACAGUGGAUUCAAAAAGAAUAAAAAACGGUGAACACGUUGCCUCUCACAAUAUUGGUGCUGGGGACGAAAACGAACAACAGAGACAAGAGACAUCUGUUAGGGAGAACCAAUCACAAUCCACCAGGCAGGAAAGCGCACGAGAGUCUCUUCUGCAAGUACCUGUUUCUACACCAGAAACGCAAAAAGCAUUAAACAAACAGGAAUCCCAAUCACAAACAGAAUCACAUGAUACACAAAACCCGCAGACCACACAAGCAAAUGUGCAAGGAACUAAUAAUGGACAUGACUCUUCUGCUCCCACUACUGAAAGUACAGGUGACGUUUCUCCCAGCAACACAACCACAGAUGUUACCCAUAAUAAUCAGGCAGAGAAUGGAACUAAUGUUGCAAAACCUGCAGAGAGUGAGUCAUCCACCACCACCACAACAACAACAACAACAACAACACUUCCUCCUGAACUCACAAACAACAAGAAGAGUGAUGCAGACAGCAGCAGCAGUAUCAGCAGUUCUGUGUGGGUGCGUGUACCACUACUGAUUGUGGUUACACUGUCCUGUAUUCUUGUGUGCUGA